AUUCCGGAUACGGAUUCCUGCCGGCGCCAUCUUUGAUUCACGUAGUCAGUCGUCUUGUGCGCGGAGCAAACAAUAGAUACGCCAGACGCGACCGGUGUUACGGCAGCAGUUCAUCACUCUCUGUUUUCUCGAAAAAAGAAUACAAAUAACCGCAGUAAGGAAUGCCGCUAUGACAUCAGUCGAUCAGUUCCCCGUAAACGUUGAACCCUCGAGACAACAGACGGCGUGUUGUGUUUACAUCCUGCUGCUUUUAGUCCGUCGAACGGCCUCUCUCGAUUCUCUAUUAUACAAGAUGGUGGAGAGGGUCAUGUGGGGACAGUUAGGAAUUUUGAGUCCCCAGAGGAAGUGGUUGUUGUCUGGGACAAUGGUACAGCAGCGAAUUACAGGUGCUCAGGAGCAUUUGAUCUUCGUGUGCUAGAUUCAGCCACAACCGGAGUGAAACACGAUGGCACAAUGUGUGACACUUGUCGACAACAGCCUAUAUUUGGUAUCCGGUGGAAAUGUGCUGAGUGUGGCAAUUACGACUUGUGUUCUAUUUGUUAUCACGGGGACAAGCACCAUUUGAGGCACAGGUUUUACAGGAUUGCAACUCCAGGAAGCGAGAGAGUCCUGCUGGAGCCCAGGCGCAAGAGUAAAAAGAUUGCCAUUAGAGGGAUCUUCCCAGGGGCCAGAGUAGUCAGAGGUGUUGACUGGCAAUGGGAGGAUCAGGACGGUGGUAAUGGCCGUCGAGGUAAAGUCAAUGAGAUCCAGGACUGGUCAGCGGCCAGUCCUCGUUCAGCUGCUUACGUUAUCUGGGAUAAUGGGGCUAAGAAUCUGUAUCGUGUGGGAUUCGAGGGCAUGGCUGAUUUGAAAGUUGUUAAUGAUGCUAAAGGUCAGACUGUUUAUCGAGAUCAUUUGCCAUUGCUGGGGGAGCAAGGGCCAGGGAGAACUGGCCCUCAUGGACUACAAAUUGGGGAUCAAGUUAAUGUUGACCUGGAACUGGAAAUAGUUCAGUCUCUCCAGCAUGGCCAUGGCAGCUGGACAGAUGGAAUGUUUGAGUGCUUGGGAACAACUGGAAUUGUUGUCAGCAUAGAUGAGGAUCAUGACAUUGUUGUUUCGUACCCAAGUGGCAAUCGUUGGACAUUUAAUCCAGCUGUUCUGUCUAAAGUACAAACCCCAGUGCCUGUCACGACCUCCACAUCUGAUAAUCAAACAUUUGCUGUUGGAGAUCUAGUGCAAAUUUGCAAUGACCUUGAGAAAAUUAAAUUACUACAAAGGGGACAUGGCGAGUGGGCUGAAGCCAUGGCACCCACACUUGGGAAAAUUGGUCGAGUCCAGCAGAUUUAUCACGAUGGAGAUUUGAAAGUUGAAGUAUGCAGUACCUCGUGGACAUAUAAUCCCCAGGCCAUUAUUAAAGUUGCCAGCAGUGAUGGAAGUGUACCCGGGAACAGCAAUGGUGAACGAUUAUCCGCACUGUUGAAGAAACUAUUUGAGACUCACGUAUCUGGAGAUGUUAACGAAGAACUAGUUAAGUCAGCCGCUAAUGGCGAUGCUGCCAAAUGUGAAGAAUGCCUCAAACGUCUUGAUGCUGACGUCAAUGGGGUUUUUGCUGGACAUACAGCAUUGCAAGCAGCCAGUCACAAUGGGCAUCUCGAUGUUAUCAAAAUUCUGCUGCGGUAUAAAGCAGAUGUUGAAAUUGAGGAUAAAGACGGGGAUCGGGCUGUGCAUCAUGCUGCCUUUGGUGAUGAAUCAGGUGUAAUGGCCCUAGUUGCUGCUGCUGGGGCUGAUUUAAAUGCACGAAAUAAACGACGCCAGACAGCACUUCACAUUGCUGUAAAUAGAGGUCAUGCAGGCGUUGUUCGCACAUUAUUGGAACUUGGCUGCCAUCCGAGUCUUCAGGACGCCGAGGGAGAUACUCCUCUGCACGACGCUACCUCCAAGAAACGAGAUGAUAUGUUGGCGUUAUUAUUGGAUUAUGCUGCGGAUAUAACCCGGACUAAUAACACUGGUUUCAACGCUCUCCAUCACGCUGCACUCCGCGGAAAUCCAAGCGCAAUGAGAAUUUUACUCACCAAACUUCCACGUCCAUGGAUCGUAGACGAGAAGAAGGACGAUGGUUACACGGCUCUUCAUCUAGCAGCUCUCAACAAUCACGUUGAAGUUGCUGAGUUACUGGCUAGAGUUGGCAAAGCCGACCUGGAUCUACAGAAUGUCAAUUUGCAGACUGCACUUCAUCUUGCUGUUGAACGUCAGCAUACACAGAUUGUUCGAUUACUGGUACGUGAGGGUGCAAACGUUAAUGUCGCUGAUAAGGACGGUGACACACCAUUACACGAGGCGCUGCGUCAUCAUACACUGUCACAGCUGAGACAGUUGCAGGACGUACAAGACGUGGGACGACUGUUAAUGGGUCUCGGUGCUCAGGGUCAGGAUAAGAAAAGCAGUUCAUUUAUUGCAUGUUUCUUGGCAGCUCACGGUGCUGACUUGGAGUUGAAGAAUAAGAAGGGACAGACACCCCUUGAUCUGUGUCCAGAUCCUAAUCUAUGUAAAACAUUGACCAAUUGCCAUAAGAAUAAGGAGUCGCAUGACAUUGAGCCAGCAACACCAUCAGCUGCUAUCGACGAGUGCCUUGUGUGCUCCGAUGGAAAGAGAGAUAUGCUGUUCAAUCCCUGUGGUCAUGUCUCGUGCUGCAAUGCAUGUGCACCGAGGGUCAAGAAGUGCUUAAUAUGCAGGGAAAAUGUUGCCUCAAGGAUUAAGAUUGAGGAGUGCGUGGUCUGCUCAGAUCGUAAAGCUGGAGUACUAUUCCGUCCAUGCGGUCAUAUGUGUGCCUGUGAGAGUUGCGCAACAUUGAUGAAGAAGUGUGUACAGUGCCGUGUACAGAUACAGCACAUGGUACCACUGUCCGUCUGUUGCGGUGGAGGAGGCACUAUUUCGGAAGUUAAAGCUGAUGUUGAAGAGGAUGUUGCACCACUGAAUAAUAGUGGUGGUGAGACUGUAUUAAUGAAUAAUGGGAGUAGGGAUACUUCGCACAGUGAUAUCCAGAAAUUGCAGCAGCAGUUGCAAGAUAUUAAAGAACAGACUAUGUGUCCGGUGUGCCUGGAUCGCCUGAAGAACAUGAUCUUCUUAUGCGGCCACGGUACCUGCCAAAUGUGCGGUGAUCGCAUGUCCGAGUGCCCGAUAUGUCGCAAGGCAGUCGACAAACGAAUUCUCCUUUACUAAAAACCCCAAAAGAAAAGACUGUAAACGUAACAGUUAAAUCACUUGCUGAAUCGCGCAUCGUCACGCACAGCUGUUAAUUCCUCUAGUAUUUAAUUAAUAAGGAGGCGGUGUGUCAACAUUUGAUAAACACUGAUCACAAUCAGUUAAAUCGUUAGAUUCACAUAAUUUUUCUAAGCAACUUUGUUUUCUAUAGAAAUUGUUUUUCUAAAAAAAAACUAUCACUUCCACGAUUAUUUAUUGUUAAUCGAAUGUUCGUAAAGUCUGAUUCAAAAAUUACUCUUCCACUAUCGCAUGAAUGUUUUUGCCUCUGAAAGGAAGUGUUAUCGUUGAAAUUUGAUUUUUGUAUUUUCUGUGUUAUAUCGACCCAUUAUGAUACCAAAAGUCCGAGAAUGCAUUUUUCAGACGUAUAUUCGUAUCAAUGUAUGAGUUUAUAUAGGAAACGUUUUUCUUUCAAUUCCUCGUUAAUGAAUAGAUGCAAUCGAAUUAUUAUUUACUCUAAUUUCGCUUAGACAUGACUCAAUGCGAUAUCGGACGUCGAGUGAUUAUAAACGAUCCUAAAAUGAUGAAUGAUUCCAAUUGAUUACGUAUUUAAUGAGCUAGAGCGCUUGUCAACAACAGUUCUUGCAAAUAUCUCCUAAAUUUCUUGAAUUCCUUUUUCUCUUCAAAAUAUUCCGAGUGAGGACAUUUAUUUUCUUUUCGCUGCUGUAGAAAUUGUAGUUUUAUUUACAUUUUUCAUUUUCCUGAUGGAAUCACUUGUAACUGCGAUAGCUUGGAAAACAAUCAAGAUAGAAAUACCAAAAAUAAUCCCUCUUUCAAAGUCGAAAAUCUUGACUCAAUCAUUCACGCAUGUCAGCAGCUCCUCAUUAACAAAUGAUUAGAUGUCCAUUUUGGUGGACGGACAGAAGUACGCAACAACAACACUAGAUUUUUGUAUCAUCAUUACUUGGUCUAUCAUGUCACACAUAGAUCUUAUAUUUUCUCGAAGUCUAUAACUCCAUGUGUAGAUAUAUUUAUUCAUUGAAAAAUUCUAGAGGUCUCCAUGUGUUCAUAAUUGCGUGUCAAGCUGGCACAUAUAAAUGUGACUGCUGUCAUCGAAUAUAAGGACAAAUGUAUAUGGUAGUAACAUAUUUAUUCGUCACUGAAAUUGUACGAUUUUUUUCAUCGAUUUACGAUUUGUGAGAUUUAAUAUGACUACGUAGAUGGGGAAAUAUGUCUCGUAAAUCUCAAGAUGUGUAAAAUUGACGAUUUCAUAAAUACGGAAUUUAUCUGUGUGGGAAAUGUGUACUUUGUGCCUGCCUGGACAAAAAAGAUAUUGUUUUCGAAUCAGCAAGCAGUAAUCAUGAUACAGAUUCAUUCAAAAGUUAAUUAUCAAUUAAAUGAAUAGAAAUGAGUAAAUGAGCGAGGGCAGUAACAUUAAAAAAAAAUGGUCAGACAGCUUCUACCAAAAAAACACAAAAUUCUGCUUGUUUUUCUCAAACAUAAGUAUAGGUACUUCUACGCCCUAUUCAUUACUGUUAAUUAAAUUUUAAUGGAAUGAUCAAUGUUUUGAAUUUUCCUAUUUUUUCUAAACUCGAUUGUAACAAAAAGUAUUCUAAUUCCAUUGAAUUAGAAUGGUGGCAUAAAAAAAUAGUUUAGGCGUUCUGACCGAAUUCGAUGAGUGAGUAGAUAACAAUAAUCAUUUUUUCACUUUAUUUGUAAACCCGGUAUAAUUAUAUAUUUUUUGAACUUCAGAAAUCCGGGAAUAUAUCUGAUUAUUUUUCCCACCCAAAUUUCAGCCAAUAGAAUUGCACCAUUUGUUGAUAUUUUGUAUAGCCUACCUCGAAUAUCAGCGAUAAUUUUUUGAAUAUUUUGGUAAACAAACGACACUUAACCAAAUAAACCCCUUUUCAUGUCAUGGCACAAUUCUCUUGGCCGAAAUUUGGAUAGGAAAAAUAAUCCCCUGAAUACCACUCGAGCUUCAAAAUUAUAGAAUAUUUCCCUCUAGGUUCCCUGCAUACAAAUGAAGUCGUCAAGUUUUUCAGGAAAAAUCACUCGUGCUUCGCACUCGUGAUUUUUUAGCCUGAAAAACUUGACUCCUUCAUUUGUUUGCAACGAAUCUAUCGGGAAAUAUUCGAUAAUUUUGAACCACUUGUGGUAUUAUAUGUGAAAAUCAUGUAUUUAGAAGGAUAAUUAUGGUGACUACAUUGAUUGAUUUGUUUUUUAUAACGAUUGUUGCGAAUUUAGAAUUGUUCAUGAACUUCAUGAAAUUUCAAUGAGCUUUCUCAGAAUUUCUUCGAAGUACUAUUUUAGAUUUAUUCACGUAUGUAUGGAUUUACUACUUCCUAUUGACGUUUUAUCGAAGGGUUGAGGGGAAUAAUAGAACAGUAAGAACGAAAAUCGGUUGUGUAGAUUAACGCAAUAAUAGUAAAAAAAAUAAGGGCGAAAACCUACAAUGAAAUUUAAGAUCCGAUAAUUAGUUAUAGAUGAUAGAAGUAAAUGCUGUGCAAAAAGAUCGAUCGGAGGCAUAUUACUAAUUUAAUUUUUGCAAUAGAAGAGUAAUUUCCCACUCGUUUGUUAUUUUAUUAAUUAGUAAAGACUGCAUUCCAGCAGCAUUAAUGACGAUUCAAAAAAUGAUAUAUACCAGAAAUGAACAUUGCAGAUGACAUUUAUACAAUGUUUGUUGUAGAACGGCGGAUUACACGGUAUCUAAAUCGAAUUUACAUACCUUAAAUUCCAGAAAUAAUGUGGCAAUCUAGAUUAGUAAUUAACCCAGUAAGAUUAUCCCUGUUAUCAGCGUACUGGAUGUUCCCAACCCCAACUUAUUAAGAAAUAAUAAAAAAUCUAUUAAUUCUCA
Diachasmimorpha longicaudata is the source of this 6031-nucleotide messenger RNA. RefSeq names its product mind bomb 1 (gene mib1). The record is from RefSeq and is a predicted model, not a curated record. The transcript is spliced from 15 exons. Gene Ontology annotation, cellular component: cytoplasm. Gene Ontology annotation, biological process: endocytosis; Notch signaling pathway; protein ubiquitination. Gene Ontology annotation, molecular function: zinc ion binding; ubiquitin-protein transferase activity; protein binding. Lineage: Eukaryota; Metazoa; Arthropoda; Insecta; Hymenoptera; Braconidae. The coding region runs from base 454 to 3198 and encodes 914 amino acids.